Molecule: messenger RNA, 1537 nt
Organism: Aplysia californica (California sea hare)
Lineage: Eukaryota; Metazoa; Mollusca; Gastropoda; Aplysiida; Aplysiidae
Product: 26S proteasome non-ATPase regulatory subunit 13
Biological process (GO): ubiquitin-dependent protein catabolic process
Cellular component (GO): proteasome regulatory particle, lid subcomplex; cytosol; nucleus
Molecular function (GO): structural molecule activity
Source: RefSeq, a predicted model, not a curated record
ACCCCAGACACCGUAAAUACCUUUUUACAGAAAAGAGCUUAUAUUUGAGUUCUUCAGUGUUUGAAGGAAGAAAGUAUUAAAAUCAAGGCUUCCUCUCCUCCGAAACACACCAAACACCGAUCAUCAAGCGAUCAUCAUGCCGAAAGACGUUUCAGGUUAUUUAACUGAGCAACAGCGUAAAAGCUCAGGAGAUGUGGCGGCUGAAUGGGGUCAAAUCGAAGAACUUUACAAUAAAAAGUUGUGGCAUCAGCUGACAUUGAAAUUGCUUCAGUUCGUGAAAAAUCCCAUAUUUGCCAGAGGAGAUGGACUGCUUCGGUUGUACGAGAAUUUCCUCUCUGACUUUGAGCACAGAAUUAACCCGCUAUCAUUGGCAGAGCUGUGUGUUUUGGUAGUAAGACAGAUCCCAGACUCUGCACAGGCAAUUGAAUUCCUGGAAAAGGUAAAGGAGAAAGUCAAAGCCAAUGAAGAGGCCAAGGUCCUAGUCAUGACCUCCAUAGGGAUUAUCCACCUGCGCAACAAGGAUUUUCCUCCUGUCAAGGCUCUAAUGGAAGAAUGUGAAAAGAUUCUUGAAGACAUUGAUGGCGUUACAACUGUCCAUGGUCGCUUCUAUGAACUUACCAGCAACUACCACAAGCUGAUGGGGAACCAUGCCCGCUACUAUCAGGAGGCUCUGCGUUUUCUUGGCUGCACUGACCUCAAGGACAUGCCCACUGCUGAGCAGGCAGAGCGAGCUUUCAACAUUGGCCUGGCUGCUGUAGUGGGUGAGGGAGUGUACAAUUUUGGAGAACUCUUGGCUCAUGACAUACUGGCUGCUCUUAAUGGCACCGAGCGUGAGUGGUUGGUGCAGCUGCUGUAUGCCUUCAACAGUGGAGACAUUGAUCGUUUCAAUGCUUUGAAGGAUAAAUGGGCUCAACAGCCUGAUCUGAAGGCUGCUGAGCUGGUGAUGAGAAACAAGAUCAAUUUGCUGUGCCUGAUGGAGAUGACAUUCCAGCGUCCAGCCACUGACCGUCAACUGACAUUUGAAAAUAUUGCAAAGACGGCCAAGAUCAACAAAAAUGAUGUUGAGCUCCUGGUCAUGAAAGCACUCAGUUUAGAUCUGGUACGAGGCUCCAUCGAUGAAAUUGAGCAGAAAUGUCAUAUGACUUGGGUUCAACCUCGAGUCCUAGAUCGCAAGCAGAUUGCCAGCAUGCAGGGCAGACUGAAUCUACUCACGAACGACAUCUCCCAGAUGGAGACUUUGUUGGAGAUUCAUGCCCAAGACAUCCUCACUUAAGCACCAUUUACAGACACGCUCAUGAAAGUCAUCCACUUCCUCAAUCAUCUAUUUUUUUUGCCCUUUUCAGUUUGAUAUUGAAUGCACUCUGUGAACUCUUUGUCCAUGCGUAAGGGGAAAGACUGUUUUUCGGCAAAAGGAUUCAUACUGAACUGUGGUUAUAGCGCUUUGUCGAAAGGUUUCAUCUUCAUCAUUUCACCACCAAUUUCAUUGUCAUUAAAUUGCGAAAAUGUUUUGUUAUUAUGUGUUUUAAAUCUAGAAAAA